AUGGACGACUACAAAGCAGAUAUUGAUUCCUUGGAGAAGGAAAUCCAGCGAAUGGAAGAGGAGUAUGAUAAACUUCAGACCAGUGUGAGUGCCAAACGGGCCGCGACACGCGUAGACCAUGUCAGUGAAAGUAGCGACAAACAGCGAACUUUGGAUGGAAAAUCAGAAACUUCAAAUUCAAAAAGGCGAAAGUUAGAUGAAGAACAAUUUCUUGAAGACGAGUUGAUACCUGAUCCUGCUCGCCAUGAGUUUUUUGACGGACUGGUGAAUGAUAUCAUAGAGAGAGCAACGCGAGACUCGGACAAGACUAGUGAGGUCAGAAAGGCGAAAAAGUUGGCCAUUUAUGACAAAUUGAAACAAGACCUGCUGCCGAAGAUCAACACCGAAAACGUGUAUCGUAUGGCUGGGAUUACGGCAUUUCCAGUGAACGAUCCGUUCAGGCAUGGGGAAUACGAAAAUGCGGUAGAGAGUUACCUCGGGAUUCGUUUUGAUAUUUAUGAUCAGAGGUCCCGCAAGUAUGUGACCCCUCAUUAUCUGAUUCUUCAAAGGGUACGGAAGAAUAACGAGUGGGAAGUGUUCAAGACCACCCUACCGAAGUUCAUCCCGGUCCGCUCGCUCGAGCUGAAGUGGCUGAACACGGAUAUCCAGAGGUUUGUUGUUCAAAUAAGGUCCCAUCUGGUGUUUCAACAGCUGAAAUCGGAGGUUUUUUCUGCCAUCAGGGACCAUUUGGACUCGACGUCCCGAAUGGAAUACGAUCUCAACUACACUAAGGUGAAGCUGACUUUGAAGAAAAAAGUCGCAGUGGUUCUGAUCUGCAAUCUCACCGAGGUUAUAAACGUGAUCACAACGGAUCUUUCUGCUAUGACAUUUGCGUCUGGUGUGGCAUCUGUUCUUUCUGAUGAACUGAAGACAAUUUCAUCCAGGCUAGAGGUUAUGCUUAAAGGUAAGAUUUCUGGUCUGGAAGAGAGAUUCCUAGUGGUUCUUGCUGAAAUAGGUCUUUGA
Molecule: messenger RNA, 1002 nt
Organism: Kuraishia capsulata CBS 1993
Lineage: Eukaryota; Fungi; Ascomycota; Pichiomycetes; Pichiales; Pichiaceae
Exons: 1
Coding region: 1-1002 (333 amino acids)
Cellular component (GO): kinetochore
Source: RefSeq, a predicted model, not a curated record